Messenger RNA from Lathyrus oleraceus (garden pea), 1291 nucleotides. RefSeq names its product caffeoylshikimate esterase. The coding region runs from base 125 to 1087 and encodes 320 amino acids. NCBI's taxonomy places the organism in Eukaryota, Viridiplantae, Streptophyta, Magnoliopsida, Fabales, Fabaceae. The record is from RefSeq and is a predicted model, not a curated record. The transcript has a single exon.
AAAUGAGAGGGAAAAACAGCUGAAGAAGUAGUUGAGACACGCUUAUUAUAACUCAAAAUAUCCACACAUAAAGAUAUAGAAAAACAUAAUCCAUAUUUCAAUUUCAGUGACUUGUGUAGCCAGAAUGGUGCACCCAGUAGCAGAGGCAAACGAUCACAGCCCUUUCGGCACCCUCACUCCCGACGAGUUCUACACUCGCCACUCAGUGACUCACUCCUCCGAGUAUGUUACUAACCCUAGAGGCCUCAAACUCUUCACUCAGUGGUGGAUCCCUCUCCCUCCAACCAACCUCAUCGGAACCCUCGCUAUUGUCCACGGCUUCACCGGCGAGUCCAGCUGGCUAAUCCAACUAACCGCCGUUUACUUUGCUAAAGCCGGUUUCGCCACUUGCGCCAUCGACCACCAAGGCCACGGUUUCUCCGACGGUUUAAUCGCUCAUAUCCCUGACAUCAAUCCCGUCGUCGAUGACUGCAUCACCUUCUUCGAAUCCUUCCGCUCUCGCUUCGAUCCCUCGUUGCCUUCCUUUCUCUACUCAGAAUCACUCGGUGGAGCUAUCGCGCUUUUCAUCACACUCCGCCGUACCGGACUGCCGUGGAACGGGUUAAUCCUCAACGGCGCCAUGUGUGGCAUCAGUGACAAGUUCAAACCACCGUGGCCGCUCGAACACUUCCUCUCGAUCGCAGCAGCAAUCAUCCCGACGUGGCGCGUGGUUCCCACGCGCGGCUCAAUUCCGGACGUGUCGUUCAAGGUGGAGUGGAAGAGGAAGCUUGCGAUUGCUAGUCCUAAGAGAACAGUGGCGCGUCCACGCGCCUCGACGGCAUAUGAAUUGUUGAGGAUCUGUCGUGAGCUGCAGGGAAGGUAUGAGGAAGUGGAUGUGCCGUUUCUGGUUGUGCACGGAAGGGAAGACGUCGUUUGCGAUGCAGCUUGUGUGGAGGAGUUGUACGCACGCGCUGCGAGUAAAGAUAAGACGCUGAAGAUAUACGAUGGAAUGUGGCACCAGUUGGUUGGAGAACCUGAAGAGAGUGUGGAGUUGGUGUUUGGUGAUAUUUUGGAAUGGCUUCGCAAACGCGCCACACCAAGCGGUUGAACUUGUUUAAUUAUGAUAUAUAUUUUCUAAUGUAGAUGUAAACCAUCAAAUCAAAUAACAAUGUGUGCGAUUAUAAAAGAAUAACUUUGAUAGCCAAGAUUCAAUCUGGGUAACCAAGGUUAGAGGUAAACUCUCAUGAGCUCAAUUGUAAGAUUCUAAUGCUUGCAUUACAUAUAAAUUGAGAAGUUGCAAUUUAAAAUGAAA